Salmo salar (Atlantic salmon) is the source of this 3152-nucleotide messenger RNA. RefSeq names its product heparan sulfate 2-O-sulfotransferase 1b (gene hs2st1b). Gene Ontology annotation, molecular function: heparan sulfate 2-sulfotransferase activity. The record is from RefSeq and is a predicted model, not a curated record. Gene Ontology annotation, cellular component: membrane. Lineage: Eukaryota; Metazoa; Chordata; Actinopteri; Salmoniformes; Salmonidae.
GCAACCCUACUUGAAAGCGCGCUGUCUGUGUAGCUGGCUGCUUUUCACUGGAGCACGGAUGAAACUACGGACGGAGAAGAGACAAUUUGGACCGCGAAGAGAACAAGACCCAACGUUGAACUGAUUUGAUAAGUGUCAGAUACUAAAUUAGUGGGUAGCAUUAGCUAGCUAUUCAAUCCCUUGUUAAUAAGUGAACGCUAGUCUCGGACAUUCCCAUCGUUCGCGUUCAUUGAUGAACACAGGACUUGACUUCACCCUCUCUCUUAGGAAUAUUGAAUUCGCGGUAUGAAUUGUUUGCAUCUGAUAGUUUGAUGGGGCUUUUAAGGAUUAUGAUGCCGCCUAAGUUACAGCUUUUGUCUAUAUUGGCUUUUGGAGUGUCGAUGCUCUUCAUUGAAAACCAAAUCCAGAAACUGGAGGAGUCGCGAACAAAACUGGAGCGUACCAUCGCCAGACACGAGGUGAGGGAGGUGGAGCAGCGCCACACCCAAGAUGGCGUACGGGACACGCCGCCGCUGGCUGAGGCAGAGGACGUGGUUAUCAUAUAUAAUAGAGUGCCCAAGACGGCGAGCACGUCGUUCACCAACAUCGCCUAUGACCUUUGUGGAAAGAACCACUUCCACGUGUUGCACAUCAACACCACCAAGAACAAUCCUGUCAUGUCCUUACAAGACCAGGUGCGCUUUGUCCGUAACGUGACGUCCUGGAGAGAGAUGAAGCCUGGGUUCUACCACGGACAUGUGGCUUUCCUCGACUUCUCCAAGUAUGGGGUGAGAGGUAAACCUGUUUACAUCAACGUGGUCCGGGACCCUAUCCAACGCCUAGUAUCAUACUACUACUUCCUGAGGUUUGGAGAUGACUACAGGCCUGGCCUUCGACGGAGAAAACAAGGCGACAAAAAGACCUUUGAUGAGUGUGUGUCAGCAGGUGGUUCUGACUGUGCCUCUGAGAAGCUUUGGCUCCAGAUCCCAUUCUUCUGCGGACACUACUCAGAGUGCUGGAACGUGGGCAGCAGGUGGGCCCUGGAUCAGGCCAAGUAUAACCUGCUGAAUGAAUAUCUACUAGUAGGGGUGACAGAGGAGCUGGAGGACUUUAUCAUGAUGCUGGAGGCAGCCCUGCCACGCUUCUUCAAGGGUGCCACAGGCCUCUACAAAACAGGUAAGAAGUCCCACCUGCGUAAGACCACAGAGAAGAAGCCGCCCACCAAGGAGUCCGUUGCCAAGCUGCAGCAGUCCGACAUCUGGAAGAUGGAGAAUGAGUUCUAUGAGUUUGCCCUGGAGCAGUUCCAGUUUGUCAGAGCCCACGCCGUCCGGGAGAAGGACGGGGAACUCUACCUGCUAGCCCAGAACUUCUUCUAUGAGAAAAUAUACCCCAAAGUGAACUAGGGUGGAACUGGGUUAACAUCAGGCCAGGGGGAUGUUGAUGAGGUCUGGGUUAACAUCAGGCCAAGGGGAUGUUGAUGAGGUCUGGGUUAACAGCAGGCCAGGGGGAUGUUGAUGAGGUCUGGGUUAACGUCAGGCCAGGGGGAUGUUGAUGAGGUCUGGGUUAACAUCAGGCCAAGGGGAUAUUGAUGAGGUCUGGGUUAACAUCAGGCCAAGGGGAUGUUGAUGAGGUCUGGGCUAUCAUCAGGCCAGGGGGAUGUUGAUGAGGUCUGGGCUAACAUCAGGCCAGGGGGAUGUUGAUGAGGUCUGUGCUAACAGCAGGCCAGGGGGAUGUUGAUGAGGUCUGGGCUAACAUCAGGCCAGGGGGAUGUUGAUGAGGUCUGGGUUAACAUCAGGCCAAGGGGAUGUUGAUGAGGUCUGGGCUAUCAUCAGGCCAGGGGGAUGUUGAUGAGGUCAUACACUCUACUCUCUGUGUUAGUUCAGACGGCAGAGCCUGACCAAUAUUCACCCUGUUACACACGUUGCAGAAUGCCAUCAUAACAAUAACUCUGUCUGACGUGUGAACGGGGACCUACUGUGUAGCUGUACUGUAACUGGGGUCUGGGGGGAAAGGGGGAUACUGUGCUGGUUUCAUUGGUUCCUUGUUCUUCACUGUAGUUGUUGACUUCUACAAGGUAUUUGAACAGGUCUCAAAUCCACCACGGUGUCCUGUUCUCUGUAGCUGGUGACUUCAACUGGUUAUUUAAGCCAGAUCUAACAUGGUGUCCUGUUCUUCUCUGUAGCUGGUCACUUCUACAGGUUAUUUAAGCCAGAUCUAACAUGGUGUCCUGUACUUCUCUGUAGCUGGUCACUUCUACAGGUUAUUUAAGCCAGAUCCAACAUGGUGUCCUGUACUUCUCUGUAGCUGGUCACUUCUACAGGUUAUUUAAGCCAGAUCUAACAUGGUGUCCUGUACUUCUCUGUAGCUGGUCACUUCUACAGGUUAUUUAAGCCAGAUCUAACAUGGUGUCCUGUACUUCUCUGUAGCUGGUCACUUCUACAGGUUAUUUAAGCCAGAUCUAACAUGGUGUCCUGUACUUCUCUGUAGCUGGUCACUUCUACAGGUUAUUUAAGCCAGAUCUAACAUGGUGUCCUGUACUUCUCUGUAGCUGGUCACUUCUACAGGUUAUUUAAGCCAGAUCUAACAUGGUGUCCUGUACUUCUCUGUAGCUGGUCACUUCUACAGGUUAUUGAAACCAGAUCCGGCAUGGCAGAUUCAUCAGGGCCCGUAUAUACACGCAGGUCAGAGGUCAAUAAGCCCCCCCCCUCCGCUGGGGACCUGCCUUGUGGUCUUCAGGCUCCAACUCAAAAUGGUUGCCCAACCACAUCGGAAGACGUCCAGCAAAAGCUUUUGUCUUUUUUACGUUUCUUUUUUUUAAUCAAACACGAGAAGGUCAAUUCAGAAGAAAACAGGAGUAUGUCAGAAAUUCGGACAUUUGAUCUGUAGUAAAUAACUUCAGAUCAAAGUGUCAGAAGGACAGUUUGCUGGCUCAUGCCUAAGCUGGGUGGCUGUGAAAGGGAGGUACUGUACUAACAAGGAGGAAAGGGUGGUUUCAGCUCAGUGUGAUGCUGCUAGCACUGUCAGGGUGGCUUCAGCUCAGUGUGAUGCUGAGUGGCUUCAGCUCAGUGUGAUUGAUGCUACUGUGUGUGUUAAGGGCUGUUCAUCUACAUUGUGUUUGUGUACAGUUGUGGCCAAAAGUUUUGAGAAUGACACAAAUAUACAUUUUCACAAAG